AUGGCCUUCAGAGUUUACUUGGUUUGUUUAAAGCAUGUGAGACAGGAGCUAUACGAGAGCUCAGCCGUGCUCGUCCAGAAAAACAUCAACACAUCUCACAGCGAGACAUCCCAAAGAAGUGAGAGACAGAACAUGGUGGGAAGGCUUCAGAGCCAGGAUCAGCUUGAGAAAUUCCUGAUACUGAGAAACAGAGGGGAAAAUCAAAAGCUGUUGCCCACCAUCUAUGCCAUCACGCCCACGUACAGCCGGCCCGUGCAGAAAGCGGAGCUCACGCGGCUGGCCAACACGCUCCGCCAGGUGGCGCGGCUCCACUGGAUCCUCGUGGAGGACGCGGCGGCGCGCAGCGAGCUCGUGAGCCGCUUCGUGGCGGCCGCCGGGCUGCCCUGCACGCACCUGCACGUGCCCACGCCGCGCCGCUACAAGCGGCCCGGGCUGCCGCGCGCCACCGAGCAGCGCAACGCCGGCCUGGCCUGGCUGCGCCAGCGCCACCAGCACCUGCCGCCCCCGCAGCCCGGCGUGCUCUUCUUCGCCGACGACGACAACACCUACAGCCUGGAGCUCUUCCACGAGAUGCGCUCGACCCGCAAGGUGUCCGUGUGGCCCGUGGGCCUGGUGGGCGGCCGGCGCUACGAGCGGCCCCUCGUGGAGAACGGCAAGGUGGUGGGCUGGUACACGGGCUGGCGGGCCGACCGGCCCUUCGCCGUUGACAUGGCCGGAUUUGCUGUGAGUCUCCAAGUGAUUCUGGCCCAUCCCAAAGCUGUAUUCAAGCGGCGCGGGUCUCAACCAGGAAUGCAAGAAUCUGAUUUCCUAAAACAGAUAACGACAGUGGAGGAACUGGAACCCAAAGCAAACAACUGCACAAAGGUUCUUGUCUGGCACACACGAACAGAGAAAGUAAACCUCGCGAAUGAGCCAAAAUACCACGUGGACACGGUCAACAUCGAGGUGUGAUGUGGAGGCACCGGGGACACGAGCGCACGGCGCCCAGGGCCCGGCGCGGCGCCGCUCGGCCACGUGGAGCCGUCGGCUCCGGUGGCGUCUCCGAUCGCUGCCCGAGGGACACUGGCUUGGGUGGAAACUAAAGGGUUGUCGUCUCCUGCCCCGCUGCGCGAACCGGACGGUGUGCUUCGUUCUAACGUGUUGCAUGCGUUGCUGAACUCGCUCUUAAACUGACACUUACCUUUGUUUUAAGACUGUUUCCACRUAGCAAACACAAUCGAGAGACAAACGUGACUGCAAUGGAGCAUUUCCAGAAUCAUCGUUUAUGUAUAUAGGUUUUGUAUUUAUCCAGCCGAAUGGUGUAAUUAUAAACUGGUUUUAAAUCACAAGCUGUUGACCACCAAGUAUUUAUGUAAAGGAAUCCUCCAAGUUGAAUAUGUUUUCCUUCAUUA
Nothoprocta perdicaria is the source of this 1391-nucleotide messenger RNA. RefSeq names its product beta-1,3-glucuronyltransferase 2 (gene B3GAT2). The coding region runs from base 1 to 951 and encodes 316 amino acids. NCBI's taxonomy places the organism in Eukaryota, Metazoa, Chordata, Aves, Tinamiformes, Tinamidae. Gene Ontology annotation, cellular component: Golgi membrane. Gene Ontology annotation, molecular function: galactosylgalactosylxylosylprotein 3-beta-glucuronosyltransferase activity. The transcript has 7 exons. The record is from RefSeq and is a predicted model, not a curated record. Gene Ontology annotation, biological process: chondroitin sulfate proteoglycan biosynthetic process; carbohydrate metabolic process.